AUGACAGGCCGUGACAUCCCCGGGCGGCCUUGUCAUCCGCCCCUCAUCCUUGUCACCCGAGACAGCUGGUCAGCUUUCAAGAAGACAAAGAUACCCACCCCGCGGACACAUUUCAAGAGGAGGACAGUUCAGGAGAAGGUGAAGAGAUCAGACGGCGUCCGUGGCGCAAGACUUCAAAGAUGCAUCGCGUCCAUCACUCACCAUUUGAACCCUGGAAGCUUCUGCCCCGCAUCAUCGCAGCCUGGUGUCGUCAUGGCACAGUUUCCCCCGGAUCUGCUUCCAGGGAAUGCUUCCUUAAUUUGCUGCAUUAAGAGUGUUCUUCCAAGGCCAGUGUGCCAUCGGGAAACCUCAUCGACAUUGGUCCCUUCCAACCAGGCUAAACCGGCACUUGACCAUGACCUGCAGGAAAACCCCCCUCCUCUCAGUGGCUCAUCUGCACCGCCCACGCGUGCGGCAACGAACUGCUCGCUCGCCGUCUUUGUCCCUAUGAAGUACGGAGUUUCCAGAGAUCCCGAGGCCUCCCAAGCCUCCCAAGGCCCGGAGGAUGGAGCUUGCUGGAGGCGCAGAGCCGCGCGAGUGCCCGCCUGCCCGCGUUCUGUCGCGGCUUGUCGUCGUAGCAGGUUCACCAUUGGCCCGGAGGCAUUCCAUCAGAGAUGGGGCUCCACGGCCUGCAUCGCCGCGCCUCCCGGGGAUCACCGACGUCCCGGGCAGCAGUUGACUGGAACUCUGCCAAGCACGAUUCACGUAUUCAAGGUUGAUGGAGCCUUUUGCUACGAGCAUCGAACUAGGUCACCACGCGUGGAACAGAAUCGAUUUGAUGAAAAAGAUGUAUUGGCAUGA
This is a messenger RNA of Colletotrichum paranaense, 840 nucleotides long. RefSeq lists its product as uncharacterized. NCBI's taxonomy places the organism in Eukaryota, Fungi, Ascomycota, Sordariomycetes, Glomerellales, Glomerellaceae. The transcript is spliced from 3 exons. The record is from RefSeq and is a predicted model, not a curated record. Bases 1 to 840 code for a protein of 279 amino acids.